Molecule: messenger RNA, 1029 nt
Organism: Cryptomeria japonica (Japanese cedar)
Lineage: Eukaryota; Viridiplantae; Streptophyta; Pinopsida; Cupressales; Cupressaceae
Exons: 1
Coding region: 1-1029 (342 amino acids)
Biological process (GO): protein phosphorylation
Cellular component (GO): protein kinase CK2 complex; cytosol; nucleus
Molecular function (GO): ATP binding; protein serine/threonine kinase activity
Source: RefSeq, a predicted model, not a curated record
AUGCCGCUUGCAUCAAAGGCACGCGUUUAUUAUGACAUCAAUAUGUCUAAACCUCGCGAAUACUGGGAUUAUGAAAAUUCAAUCAUUGAAUGGGGUAGCCAUGACGAUUAUCAGCUCGUUAGGAAAUUAGGCAGAGGUAAAUAUAGUGAAGUUUUUGAGGGUAUUAAUAUUGCUACAAAUGAAAAAUGUGUCGUCAAGAUAUUAAAACCAGUUAAAAAGAAGAAAAUUAAAAGAGAAAUUAAAAUUCUAGAAAAUUUAAGAGGUGGAACUAAUAUUAUUGCAUUACAAGCCGUUGUUAAAGAUCCAAUCUCAAGGACGCCAGCAUUGGUAUUUGAAUAUGUUAAUAAUGUUGACUUCAAAAUAUUAUAUCAAACAUUGACAGACUAUGAUAUUAGAUAUUACCUCUAUGAACUACUAAAAGCCAUCGACUAUUCACAUUCAAUGGGUAUUAUGCAUAGGGACGUUAAACCUCACAAUGUUAUGAUUGACCAUGAAAAAAGAAAAUUACGUCUCAUAGAUUGGGGUUUAGCUGAAUUUUAUCACCCUGGCCAAGAAUAUAAUGUCCGCGUUGCAUCACGUUAUUUUAAAGGACCAGAAUUAUUAGUUGAUUAUCAAAUGUAUGAUUAUAGUUUAGACAUGUGGUCAUUAGGUUGUGUUUUUGCAUCAAUGAUCUUCAGAAAGGAACCAUUUUUUCAUGGUCAUGACAAUUAUGAUCAAUUAGUGCGCAUUGCAAAAGUAUUGGGCACCAAAGAAUUAUAUGAAUAUUUAGAACGUUAUCAAAUUGAAUUAGAUCCACGCUUCAAUGAUAUACUAGGCUCACAUACAAGAAAAAGAUGGGAACGUUUUGUACAUCAAGAGAACCAACAUUUAGUUACGCCAGAUGCGCUGGAUUUUUUGGAUAAGUUGUUACGUUAUGAUCAUCGGGAGAGAAUGACAGCUCGUGAAGCAAUGCAGCACCCGUAUUUUCAUCAAGUCGUAGCCAACCAACAGCAACAGCAGCAACAACAACAGCAACAGCAACAGUCAUAA